This is a messenger RNA of Cynoglossus semilaevis (tongue sole), 1639 nucleotides long. It is a transcript of the gene hgh1, whose product is annotated as HGH1 homolog (S. cerevisiae). The coding region runs from base 195 to 1358 and encodes 387 amino acids. The record is from RefSeq and is a predicted model, not a curated record. The transcript has 10 exons. NCBI's taxonomy places the organism in Eukaryota, Metazoa, Chordata, Actinopteri, Pleuronectiformes, Cynoglossidae.
GCCCAGAAAUGGAAAGUAAAUGAAGAGGAAAAGUCAACUCACCCGGAACUACAUUCACGGAUACCACAUGUGAGAUGUGAGUGUUAUGAUUGUCCACGUUCAGGACUGUGUUUUGUUUAUCGGUGUUUUUUCCGCUUUAACAGCGGUAUGAAAGGCAAUUUCGUCCUGUAGCUUGUAAACGACUGUGGUAGAAGAUGUUGAGUGAGUCGAAGACUGCUGAGCUAAUCUCCUUCCUGACCCCCAGCACACGUCCAGAUGUCAAGGGUCAUGCCACCACGUAUAUCCUCGGAUUGUCUGGAAACAGGGACGGUUGCCAGUUUCUCCGCUCCAAACCUGACUUGCUGGUUGCACUGUUUGCAUUGACAUCUGACCCUUCAAUUGCUAUAGUGAAGGACUGUUACCAUGUCAUCAUCAAUCUGUCAGCUGAUGAAAAACUUCACAAUGUUUUGGUAGAAAAAGUUAAUAUUCUCCCAGUUUUACUGAAGAACAUUGUGGAUCCAGAUUUCCCCUUCUCCGACCAGAUCUCUACCAUUCUGUCCAACCUGAGUCGUCACAAGAAAACAUGCAAGGCGGUGUUCCAGGCUCUGCAGGAGGAGGUGGGCUUGGCCAAGGUGGUGGAGAUGUUCUGUACUGAAGGUUACAACAAGAAGGCCAACUUCCACUACCUUGGUCUUCUGCUGUCCAACCUGACGCAGCUGCCCGAGGCCAGAAGUUUCAUCAUGGACAAAGACAGGUGUAUCAUCCAGCGGUUGCUGCCCUUCACUCAGUACCAGGCAUCGGUGAUCAGAAGAGGUGGCACCAUAGGAACUCUGCACAACUGUUGUUUUGACCACAUUUAUCAUGACUGGUUGCUCAGCGAUGCUGUGGACAUUCUACCCUUCCUCCUGUUGCCACUGGCCGGUCCAGAGGAGCUGUCAGAAGAACAGAAUGAAGCUCUGCCUGUGGACCUUCAGUACCUCCCAGAAGAUAAGACAAGAGAGGAGGACCCAGAUAUUAGAAAGAUGCUGCUGGAAACACUUUUACUGCUGACAGCAACCAAAGUAGGUCGGCAGAUAAUGAAAGACAAAAAUGUCUAUUUCAUCAUGAGAGAGUUUCAUAAGUGGGAGGAGGACCUCGAAGUCAUAUCAACCUGUGAAAAAUUCAUCCAGGUGCUGAUCGGUGAUGAACCAGCGGAGGGGAUGGAGAACCUGAUGGAGGUGGAGAUUCCUGAGGAUGUGGAGGAGAAACUCAAGCAGGCUGACCUCAAAGAACAAGAGGAGCUGGAGAAAGAGCAGAAGAGACGAGAGGAAGAGGAGACAAAGAAGAACAGUGACGUAAAUCAGAAAGAUGGGGACAAGGAGAGUGGACUGACGCUGUAAUCUUUCCAGCAUCAUACAGACAAACGUUGGUUUCCAACAGGAAGAUAAUUAAGUAUUAAAUAACACUCGAGACCACAUUUACAUAAAAGACAAUGACAUGGAAUGUAUUGGUCUUCUGGUUUUCAGAGGAAGUCUCACAACACCUCACAACGUGAUUUGAAAAAAAAAAAAAAACAGGGUUAGAACCUCAUGUACAAAACAUAUACUUUAUGUUCCUGUAGUUUUCUUUAAUGUAAAAUCAAUGUUUUUGCAGAAAAAUACAUUUUCACAAACCUGCCAGA